AUGACCAAUGAGGACCUCUUGAAUGAGCUGGAUAACGAUUUUGGCAGCGAUUUCGAAAGCGAUGCAGGUGGUGAUGAUGUCCCCAUAAAGCAAACGAUUGACAGUGAAGAACCAGAAAAUCUACUUUUGAUAUUAGAGCGGUUCAUUUUGAACUAUAAGCCAGUCAUUUAUUCUCAUGAACUUCCGAACAACGCUGCAGAUAUUGCCCCUACAUAUUGGCAGAAGUCCACUUUAUUGCGUUUGAUGGAGAAAGGACAAGACGAGAGGGCAGCUUUGCUGCUUAGCAAAUUGCAACCAAUUAUUCAGCAAGAAAUUUCAGCAGUACAUAUGCUCCUGCGGAAGCUAUAUGAGCCUAAAUUCCCCGAAUUGCAGUCCAUCGUUACAUCAGGAGAAGAUUACGCACGAGUAAUUCAGCACCUAGAGCAUGAAUCGGGUCAGUUGAACAUAGAAAAGCUCCAAGAAAUAGUCAGCCGCGAACAGAUGCUUGUCUUGUCGAUGGCCAUCCAAGUUGGUUACGAUAAAGACGCCGCGGUAUCCUCUCAAAUUUCGAAUUUGCUGCCAGAUAGUAUAGAUUUACUUCUGCAGCUAUGUUCUAUACAUCAAGGAAUCAAAAAGUUUGUCACGUCUCUGAUUUCCAACAUAGCCCCAAAUUUGUGCGAGUUGCUCGGACAUGAGAUUGCUGCCACCCUCAUAGCUUUCACAGGGGGCCUUCAGGAACUCAGUGAGAUCCCCAGCUGCAACCUAGCGUCUAUCGGUAAGCCUGCUUAUCUGAGUCACGCAUCCGUUACGGAUCAGAGUGGUGUCAGACAAAGGGGUGCUGUGUACCACUGUAAGUUAGUCCAAGAUCACCCAGUAUCCGUGCGGAAGCAGGCCCUUAAGAUGACAUGUGCUAAAGCUGCCUUGUGUGCAAGAGUGGACUACGCUCAGAGUAGCCCUAGGGGCGAGCUAGGAUCUCAGUGGCGAACCGAGAUAGCAGUUAAGUUGCAGAACAUACAAGAGCCCCCCAGCGUUGCCAAUAUUAAGGCGCUGCCGAUCCCAGAAGACAAACCCAAGAAGAAACGGGCAGGCCGCAGAUUUCGGAAAUACAAGCAACAAUUUCAACUAUCAAAUGCCCGGCAAUUACAAAAUCGAAUGGAGUUCGGCAAACAAGAGUCAACCUUUAGAGACGUUUUCGGGGAAGAAAUUGGUAUGGGUAUGGUAAACACACUGGGUGGACAGAUCUCAGCAGGUGGAUAUACCAAAGCUAUCCCUACAAAACUUCGAGCCCCUAUGAAGGAAAGACUUGCAGCAGCAAGCAAGGACACCGAAUCCUUUUUUUUCACAAACUCCGACAAUAGAGCUGAUCUACUUAAAAGUUCCGCAGGGGGACAUGACAAGAACUCGAAUGGUAGAGGGGUCAAAGAAGACGUUAGUGACUCCAAUCAUUGGUACACUAAAUUGAUGGAUAGUCAGGGGUCGCCAAAGGGCUGA
Lachancea dasiensis is the source of this 1470-nucleotide messenger RNA. Lineage: Eukaryota; Fungi; Ascomycota; Saccharomycetes; Saccharomycetales; Saccharomycetaceae. The record is from the annotation of a GenBank genome assembly.